Salvelinus fontinalis (brook trout) is the source of this 6656-nucleotide messenger RNA. RefSeq names its product non-structural maintenance of chromosomes element 1 homolog. Gene Ontology annotation, biological process: DNA integration; DNA damage tolerance; double-strand break repair via homologous recombination. The record is from RefSeq and is a predicted model, not a curated record. NCBI's taxonomy places the organism in Eukaryota, Metazoa, Chordata, Actinopteri, Salmoniformes, Salmonidae. The transcript has 2 exons. Gene Ontology annotation, molecular function: ubiquitin-protein transferase activity; nucleic acid binding; zinc ion binding. Bases 1079 to 5788 code for a protein of 1569 amino acids. Gene Ontology annotation, cellular component: nucleus; Smc5-Smc6 complex.
GCUGGGUGGCGGUAGCACCUUUGCUUCUAGGAGGUUUUCCAUAAACACCGUUAAUGUAACUACAGAGGAAGAGGUAGGCCCUUUCAAGUCUCACGCACAACCCGCGUAAACAAAGCUAGCUAGCUAACAUUUGACAGAAGUAGAAGAACCAGCAUAACAAAAUAGAGCAAGGACUGACUUGCUUGGAGGUGGCUUCCUGAAGUACUCCCCAACCAGCUGAUUGGUCAACCCCAGGCUAAUUGGUGAUUGGAGCUGACCCCGCCCCCUCGUCAAGAAGCAGCUGACACUAAUCACCAUUGCCACCUGAAGAUAAAAGCCAGUGUUCUGCCCCAAGAGAAGAGAAGAUUGAGAAAGGAGAGAGAAGAGAUGAGAUAAGGAGUAGAGAUUUUGAGAUUGAGAGAGAGAGAGAAAAAUUAGAUUGUGAUAUAGUGUGGGUUGUGUAUCAGAAAGUGUGGUAUGUACUGCUGUUGUUGGUAGCAGUUUUUCUAUGUCCUGUGUUUGUGAAAUCGUUAAUAAUUACUCUGUUUCAUUUGUUCCCAGGGGGGAAGGAGAAGGCACUUUGGGAGUGCUUAGGCAAGAGGCCCGAGGGCAUACAUAUACCCGUAGUAUAUUUACUGUCUAGGCACACUAGGUAAGACCUGGGCGGACCACCCCCUGUAUUUUGGUUAGGGCACCAGACGGUGCUAAGUUAGGUAAGUUAAGUGGGUAGGCAGGUUAGAUAGGAGAGGGGGAACUUUGAUAUUUACUUUCUUUGCUUUGGUUCCAUCCAGCCCCUUUUCCCCAUAUUACCGUGUAAGAAAAUAAAUUCUAGUAAACGGUAAAUUCUGCUUUUGUGUCAUCCUUACUCGCACCUACAGUCCAUACCUCUUGCACUUCAGAGAGUUGAGUUGUAGUAGGGAGUUGCGUUCCCUCUUCUCAGAGGCGUGCGUAACAUAAUGGGGGCUCAUCCGGGAUUCCAUUAAACCCACCGGACCCUGCUGCACUGAGCUCUCUGUGGUUAGUGAUUGAGGUGUGAUGGUAGGUUGUGAGUUUGGAUGACUUGUUUAGUUUGUGUUUUCAGUAGAUUGCUGUGUACAAGAUGGCUGCCUCAGCCAUCUCCAAGUUCAUUGAUGCGCCCUCUAUUGAUUGUUUGGUGAGGUUUCGAAAAGUAGACCUUAUAGCUAUAGCUGACCAUUAUGGAUUUGUUAUCCCUGAGAAAGCCCUAAAGGCUGAGCUUUUGGUGCUAGUCAGGGAGGGUUUAGUAAGAGAAAGAAUUCUCUCAUUGAAAGGAGAGGAGACGGGUAGACUUUCCGAUGCCAAGUCGGAGGACAUGGCGGAGGAAGGGGUUGCUCGUACCCCCUUUACAUUGCCUCGAUUCGAUCCUUUAUCUUCUGCUUCAGGUCGUUCAGACGGGACCGCUAGGCUAAAGGUGAGGCUGGCCCGGUUAGAAAUGGAGCAAAAAGAUAAAGAGAGACAAAUGCAUUUUGAUCUUGAAAUUAGGAAAAUAGAAGCUGACAAGGAGGUGAGGAUCCGACAGCUAGAGCUAGAUGCUGGCUCCGGUACGACUCCAAAAGCUGCUCAUCAUCAAGCCCACUUUGAUGUAAGUAAAAAUAUAGCUUUAGUCCCACCAUUCCGAGAGUCGGAAGUUGAUUCCUAUUUCUCUGCGUUUGAGCGUGUGGCCGCUGCGCUGCAUUGGCCACUUGAGGUUUGGCCUCUCCUGUUACAAUGUAAAUUGUCUGGGAAAGCCCAGGAAGUAGUAGCUGCUCUCUCACUGGAAGACAGUUUACACUAUGAUACAGUUAAAACUACCGUGUUGCGGGCUUAUGAGUUGGUGCCUGAAGCUUAUAGACAGCGCUUCAGGAACCACAAGAAACCCUCUCACCGUACUUUUGUUGAGUUUGCUAGGGACAAAGAGUCUCUGUUUAAUCGAUGGUGUUCAGCCAGCAAAGCUAACACCUUUGCUGAUAUUCGGGAGUUGAUGCUGUUGGAGGAUUUUAAAAGCAACAUCCCUGAUAGAAUUGUAGUUCAUUUAAAUGAACAGAAAGUGGUGACAUUGGCCCAGGCAGCAGUGUUGGCAGAUGAGUACGCUUUGACACACAAGACUGUCUUUGGUGCACCUCGUUUUGAAGGUAGACUGAUUACGUCAUCAGUGCCUCAUUCAGGUCGCUUUUCCUCUGACAAGCCUUUUCAUGAGAUCCGUGAAUGUUUUUACUGUCACCAAAAGGGUCACGUGAUUGCGGACUGCCCAGUUUUGAAAAAUAAACCGAAACAGUCCCAGUCACCGUCCCCAAAAAGGAAAAGUUUGGGUUUAGUCAAGUCUUUGGCUCGUCCGUUGGUCCGAGGUAUUGAUUCAACAUUUGAGAAACCGGAUCCUGUUUAUGCUCCGUUUAUCUCUACCGGUUGUGUUUCCUUAACUGGAGAACAAGCUGAUCAAAAGCCAAUUAAAAUCUUACGAGACACCGGGGCGGCGCAGUCAGUAAUUAUUACUGAUGCUUUACCCUGGUCUCCUGAAACGUAUUGUGGCUCGCAUGUUAUAUUACAGGGGAUAGAGACAAAAACAGUACCUGUACCAUUACACUGGGUCCACUUAGUGUCAGAUUUGGUAUCAGGACGUUUCCGUGUUGGUGUAGUGUCUACACUGCCAGUAAAAGGAGUCACAUUGCUACUAGGGAAUGAUAUUGCUGGUGGUAACGUUACUCCUGUGUUAGAGGUAGUAGACAACCCAGAAAUCAGAACUACAGAUGAGAAAUUGGUUCAAGCAUUUCCUCAUGCUUUUCCUGCUUGUGUGUUAACGAGGGCACAAUCUCGCAAGUUUGGCGACGUGGUGGAUUUGGCUAGUUCCAUUUUUGAGAAUGUUGAAGUAGAAGACAAUGCACCGAGUAUUCCUUCUACAAGUCCGAAAGUUUUUACUCCUGUAAAAACUAAGGAAGGGGACUGCGAAAUCGCGCCCCAAUUACAUGACAUUCUUUUGUCUGUCACCCCUGAGAAGGUGAUUGAAUGUCAAAAAGGAGACACCAGUCUUCGUAAGUGUUUUGCUUCUGUAAUUUCCAUUGAGGAAGCUAAAACUAGAGAGACUGCCUACUUUAUGGAAGCAGGAGUGUUGAUGCGUAAAUGGGCAGCUCAUGACACUGUUAAUGACUGGAGUGAAGUGUGUCAAGUGGUUGUUCCUACACCGUUCCGACAGCAAGUGCUGUCACUCGCCCAUGACCAGGCGUGGUCUGGACAUUUGGGGAUCACAAAGACUUAUAACCGGGUCCUUCGUCAUUUUUUCUGGCCAGGUUUGAAGUCUGACGUGGUCCAAUUUUGUAAAACAUGUCACGUAUGUCAACUCACUGGGAAAGCGAAUCAAACAGUUCCUAGAGCACCGCUCUACCCGAUUCCUGUGGUGGGGGAACCGUUUGAAAGAGUGAUAGUUGAUUGUGUAGGUCCGUUGCCGAAAACCAGGUCAGGUAACCAGUUCCUAUUAACAAUAAUGUGCAGUGCUACUCGAUACCCAGAGGCUAUUCCUCUCCGUACUAUUACGGCUAAGACUGUGGUGAAGGCACUGGUGAAGUUCUUCUCUACGUUUGGACUCCCUAAAGUAAUCCAAACAGAUCAGGGAUCCAACUUUAUGUCCAAAAUGUUUUCAAAUGUGUUAAAGACAUUGUGUAUUUCCCAUCAGGUCUCAAGUCCGUAUCAUCCAGAGAGUCAAGGGGCUCUCGAACGCUGGCAUCAGACGCUGAAGGCAAUGCUACGCAAGUAUUGUAUGGAUACCAGUACCGAUUGGGAUGAGGGGGUGCCCUUUGUCCUAUUUGCUAUAAGGGAAACGAUACAAGAGUCCUUAGGGUUCAGCCCUGCUGACCUUGUGUUUGGACACACCCCACGGGGUCCGCUGAAAGUUUUGAAGGAGCAUAUCUUAUCUCCUACACCCAGUAGCGCCCCUAAAAAUGUGUUGGAUUAUGUCAGUAAAAUGCGGGAGAGACUGCACGCCGCAUGUGCGUUAGCCCAAAAGUCUCUUUCCUCUUCGCAAAAACGCAUGAAGGUGCAUUAUGACAAAAAGGCUGUUGGCCGUUCUUUUGCACCAGGGGAUCAAGUUUUAGUUUUGUUGCCAAUUCCUGGCUCAUCUCUGUCAGCACGUUUUUCUGGACCAUAUCUGGUGGAAAAGAAACUCAGUGACACCAACUAUGUGAUAAAGACCCCAGAUCGGAGGCGUUCUUCCCGUGUGUGUCAUGUUAACAUGCUAAAAGAAUAUUAUGUACGUGACUCUCCAGACAGCUCCUCAAGUAAGCCGGUCCAGCCCGCCGUCUCCAGUGUGGCUGCGGUGGUGCUGAAGCCUGGCUGGGACCUAGAGGAGGAUAAGGAGGAUGGGUUGGAGUUACGCCAUACGUUACAGCAGUGUGAACGCCUAUGUAAUUCAGAGAUGCUGAAGAAGUUACCCUCUCAAAUGGAACAUUUGGAUAACGAUCAAACUAAGGACCUUAUCCUAUUGAUAAACAGUUUUCUCAGUGUGUUUCAGGACGUUCCAAGUCGCACGUCCAUCUUGGAACAUGACGUGGAUGUAGGGAAUGCUGCUCCUAUACGUCAGCAUCCGUACCGGGUUAAUACAAAGAAAAGGGAGGUAAUGAAAAGUGAGGUAGCUUAUUUAUUACAGAAUGACAUGGCAAAACCCAGUAACAGCUCCUGGAGUUCCCCAUGUAUUCUUGUUCCUAAGCCUGACGGUACGUCCCGCUUAUGCACGGACUAUCGUCGAGUAAAUGCAGUUACAAAGUCUGAUUCUUUUCCUCUACCUCGAUUAGAUGACUGCAUUGAUAGAAUUGGCUCUGCUGCUUACGUUAGUAAGUUAGAUUUGUUAAAAGGUUAUUGGCAGGUGCCUCUGACCUCUAGAGCUUCUGACAUAUCGGCUUUUGUUACGCCUGAUAACUUUGUACAAUACACUGUGAUGCCCUUUGGCAUGUGUAAUGCACCUGCUACUUUUCAGCGUCUAGUUAACAUUGUGUUUGCAGAUGUGCCAAAUUGUACUGCAUACCUUGAUGAUGUGGUGAUACAUUCCUCUACUUGGUCUGAUCAUCUCUCCACUUUGAAAAGUGUGUUUCAGCGGUUGGAGAAUGCUUCUUUAACCCUCAAUUUGGCCAAGUGUGAGUUUGGGAAGGCUACGGUGACUUACUUAGGGAAACAAGUGGGACGAGGUCAAGUGCGCCCAGUAUCUGGCAAGGUGGAGGCAAUUGUUGCUUUUCCUGCUCCCACGACUCGACGCCAGUUGCGCAGAUUCCUAGGGAUGGUAGGGUACUAUCGUACAUUCUGUAAGAAUUUCUCGACGGUAGUAGCUCCCCUUUCAUCGCUGCUUAGUCCCAAGGUACCAUUUAGGUGGUCCAAGGACUGUAACCAUGCGUUUGAGUCCGCUAAAGCGCUACUUUGUAGUGCCCCAGUGCUUGCCGCCCCCAACUUAGACAAACCUUUUAAGUUGGAGGUUGACGCUAGUAUAGUGGGGGUGGGUGCGGUUCUCUUACAGGAAGAUGAAGAUGGAGUGGAUCGGCCCGUCAGUUUCUUUUCCCGUAAGUUCAACUCGUGUCAGUCAAGGUACUCCACAAUUGAACAAGAGACACUAGCUUUAUUGCUAGCCUUACAGUUCUUUGAAGUAUAUGUGGGAUCCAGUGCCUUGCCUGUAAUGGUCUUCACAGACCAUAAUCCUUUAGUGUUCUUGAAGCAAAUGUACAAUCAGAACCGCCGCCUUAUGCGGUGGGCUCUGAUUGUACAAGGAUAUAAUGUACAGAUAGCAUAUGUGAAGGGCUCAGUGAAUGUGGUUGCUGACGCUCUAUCACGGGUUUACUAACUGGGGAAGCGUUGAUUUUUGUUAUUACAAACUGUAUGUUUGCAAUUUUUGUGGUGGGCGUGUUACGUUCCCCAGUUUCUAUGUUUUGUUUUGUAUUUGAGUGUGUGUUUCAGGAGGUGGCUUCCUGAAGUACUCCCCAACCAGCUGAUUGGUCAACCCCAGGCUAAUUGGUGAUUGGAGCUGACCCCGCCCCCUCGUCAAGAAGCAGCUGACACUAAUCACCAUUGCCACCUGAAGAUAAAAGCCAGUGUUCUGCCCCAAGAGAAGAGAAGAUUGAGAAAGGAGAGAGAAGAGAUGAGAUAAGGAGUAGAGAUUUUGAGAUUGAGAGAGAGAGAGAAAAAUUAGAUUGUGAUAUAGUGUGGGUUGUGUAUCAGAAAGUGUGGUAUGUACUGCUGUUGUUGGUAGCAGUUUUUCUAUGUCCUGUGUUUGUGAAAUCGUUAAUAAUUACUCUGUUUCAUUUGUUCCCAGGGGGGAAGGAGAAGGCACUUUGGGAGUGCUUAGGCAAGAGGCCCGAGGGCAUACAUAUACCCGUAGUAUAUUUACUGUCUAGGCACACUAGGUAAGAUUUGGGCGGACCACCCCCUGUAUUUUGGUUAGGGCACCAGACGGUGCUAAGUUAGGUAAGUUAAGUGGGUAGGCAGGUUAGAUAGGAGAGGGGGAACUUUGAUAUUUACUUUCUUUGCUUUGGUUCCGUCCAGCCCCUUUUCCCCAUAUUACCGUGUAAGAAAAUAAAUUCUAGUAAACGGUAAAUUCUGCUUUUGUGUCAUCCUUACUCGCACCUACAGUCCAUACCUCUUGCACUUCAGAGAGUUGAGUUGUAGUAGGGAGUUGCGUUCCCUCUUCUCAGAGGCGUGCGUAACAUCGCGGU